AUGAAUGUGUACAACAGCGGCGACGUCUCGCUGGAAGGCGCCAGCUUCAGCGAGUGCACGGCUGCCCUGUACGGAGGAGGUUUGUACGUGUGGGGCAGCGGCGACGUCUCGCUGGAAGGCGCCAGCUUCAGCGAGUGCACGGCUGGCAGGUACGGAGGAGGUAUGUAUGUGUCCGGCAGCGGCGACGUCUCGCUGGAGGGCGCCGGCUUCAGCGAGUGCACGUCCGGCUAUGACGGAGGAGGUAUGGUCGUGUCCAACAGCGGCGACGUCUCGCUGGAAGGCGCCAGCUUCAGCGAGUGCACGUCUGGCAGGGACGGAGGAGGUUUGUACGUGUGGGGCAGCGGCGACGUCUUGCUGGAGAGGGCCAGCUUCAGCGAGUGCACGUCCGGCUAUUACGGAGGAGGUAUGGCCGUAUACAACAGCGGCGACGUCUCGCUGGAGAGCGCCCGCUUUGUCGAGUGCACGAUCACACAAGCG
Messenger RNA from Emiliania huxleyi CCMP1516, 477 nucleotides. RefSeq lists its product as hypothetical. The record is from RefSeq and is a predicted model, not a curated record. The transcript has 6 exons. The annotation marks the transcript as partial. NCBI's taxonomy places the organism in Eukaryota, Haptophyta, Isochrysidales, Noelaerhabdaceae.